Molecule: messenger RNA, 687 nt
Organism: Prunus armeniaca (apricot)
Lineage: Eukaryota; Viridiplantae; Streptophyta; Magnoliopsida; Rosales; Rosaceae
Source: the annotation of a GenBank genome assembly
AUGGCAGAAUUCACUCAUGAAAGUACGGAAAGCCAGGAGGAAGAAGAACUACAGGAGGAAGUGCUAGAUUUCGCACCAGCCGCAUUGGAUGACUCUCUGCCAGAAGUAGAAGAUCCUUUGCAGGAAAUAAAUUUGGGAACAGAGGAGGAUCCAAGGCCAACCUUCAUCAGCGCACUAUUGAAAGAACCACUUAAGAAUGAACUCGUUGCACUUCUACAAGAGUUCAAAGACUGUUUUGCUUGGCAUUAUCACGAGAUGCCAGGAUUAGACAGGGAAUUGGUAGAACACAAGCUACCAAUCAAAGAGGGAUACCUUCCAGUCAAACAGGCCAGAAGAAGAAUGUCCAUGGACACAGAACUGAAAGUCAAAGAAGAAAUAGAAAGGCUGCUCAAAGCAGGAUUCAUCAGGCCUGCCAUCUAUGCUGAUUGGCUAGCUAACAUUGUACCAGUUCUAAAAAGGAAAACUGGGGCAGUCAGAAUCUGCGUGGAUUACAGAAACCUGAAUGAAGCCUCUCCCAAGGAUGAAUACCCUAUGCCAAUGGCAGACAUGCUAGUAGAUGGAGCUGCCCACAACCAGAUGCUAUCUUUUAUGGAUGGCAACGCGGGUUACAAUCAGAUCAUGAUGGCAGAAGAAGACAUCCACAAGACAGCCUUCAUGUGUCCAGGGCAUAUAGGUGCUUUUGAAUAA